AUGGGCAAAGUGGGGGAACACGCUCGGUCCGUGGUCGCGCCCUGCCCGAUUCCUGCGCUCUCCCCCGCAGGGCUGUGGGCACAGCUGAGGUUGGAGGAGGCCGGCGGAGGGCACCGAGCGCCCGGGGAGUCCGUGCUCCUCUCCUGCCGCGGGUCCGGCUUCACCUUCGAGAAUCAUUAUGUUCGCUGGUACCGUCAGGCACCCAGAGUGGGGGUCGAGUGGGUGUCCUGGAUAAGCCAUUAUUCAUCACAGAUUCAGUUUGGGCCAGCAGUGGAGGGUCGAGCCUCAGCCUCCCGGGACAAUUCCCGCUCUGAGGCAUCUCUCAGCCUGCACCUCCUGCACGCUGGGGACUCUGCCCGCUACUUCUGUGCUGUUUGCACAGAGAUACGAAUGUGUGUAACUGCUGCUCUUGUCUUUGGGAAAGGAACUCAACUGACAGUGGAGCCAAGCAGUCCAAAACAUUCUGUCCCACAAGUCGUUGUGAUGAAAUCAAAGAAACUGGAAGAAGGAGGCAGCACUGGGAAAGCAGCUUGUUUGGCAAGGAAUUUCAGUACAAAGAACAUCAGCUUGGAGAUGUCCUCUGAUGAGGUCGUGUAUGAACAGAGCACACCCAUUCUGGCGUCAGAGGGGCUGUACAGUGCUAUGAAGGUGGUCAGUGUGACAAAAGACACAGAGGUGACCUGCAAGGCCCAUUUGGACAUUGGCACCAUUACAGCAUUGUCAGAAAAGGAGGCUGACGAACCCGUAACGAGGACCAGUAACAGGGUUUGCAACAGCACAGACACCUCUGCCCAAGGUACCACAGUGCAGAGAGUGAACAUGCUGUCUGUGGCUGUGCUGGGUUUGAGAGUCCUGCUGGCAAAAAGCAUCGCCUUCAAUACACUCAUGAGUAUCAAGCUGGUUCUUUUCUGAGACAUGUGGAGUCAAGGCAAGAGGAACCUGAAGAACUGCAGGAAAGAACGUGAACCAGCAGCACAACGGGCUGGACAAGCAGUGUCACAUCUGCUGACAGUGAGCACCCAGAACACAACACAGCCCCUUCCCCUUUAGACAUUUGAUGCUGUUCAAUCCUGCCCAGCCAGUUCAUUUAGAUUUAAGAGUUGUAACUGCUUUUGCUAUUUCUUUUUCUCUGUGCACUGAGGAGAGUGCAUUUCUCCUCAUCCUCCUGCUGAGUAGAUCUCCCCACUGUUCUGGCAUUUACACAGGAAUGUCCAACCUGCCUCAAUAGUUGUAGAAAAACCCAAUCCUCACUAUUGAUACAUAUAGAUAUAUAGAGAGCUAUAUAAUGUUUUAAAUCAGGUUUCACAGGCAUGUUGUGUUACUGUCUGUAGAACUGGUGUGUUACUGCAGAGACAAUUCAGGCACAAUAGUUGCCAUUUAUAGCUUUGGUUUUUAGACAGCUUUAUUAACAAUAAUUUCCUAUCAUGCCUGAGAAGUGAUCCAAUUCAAACAGAUAAUGUUCAACCAUAGAAACAUUUCUUCCUUAAACCUGUAUUUCUUCUGCAAAAUAUAUCCCACAUGCAUUUUAGUUUCCUGUAGUAGUGACAAAAAUAAAAUUUUCCUUGACCAAAA
This is a messenger RNA of Manacus vitellinus (golden-collared manakin), 1572 nucleotides long. Its product is annotated as Ig heavy chain Mem5-like. Gene Ontology annotation, biological process: complement activation, classical pathway; innate immune response; positive regulation of B cell activation. Gene Ontology annotation, molecular function: immunoglobulin receptor binding; antigen binding. Bases 1 to 912 code for a protein of 303 amino acids. Gene Ontology annotation, cellular component: immunoglobulin complex, circulating; blood microparticle; external side of plasma membrane. NCBI's taxonomy places the organism in Eukaryota, Metazoa, Chordata, Aves, Passeriformes, Pipridae. The record is from RefSeq and is a predicted model, not a curated record. The transcript has 7 exons.